CUCUUCUGUCUGUUUCCCAGCGGUCACCAUGGGGUCGAGGAGCAGAGAGAGCUGGGCCGGCACCCUCGCCUCCUUCCGUGCGUGUCCCAGGGCUUUCCUCUUAUCCCACGGAGCCGGGGACGUCUUUGCAGCUGAGCUGCUGCAGGAACUACGCAGCGAGAAGCUGGGAGAGCAGAUCAAGGUCUCCGUGCUGUCACUGUUCCUGGAAUACCCCACCCAGCUGUGCCCAGAUGCCAAGGCCGGGCAAGAAGCUGCGUCGGCCUUCCUGUCCCUCUUCGCCCACCUGGGUCCCCUCCCCAGGCACGCCCCCUUGCGCUGCCAUCUCCUCUUCGCCGCGGGGACGGUGCUGGUGGCCACGGACGCCUUCGGUGAGGACUGCCAGGCCGCCGGCGAGUACCUCUCCCAGCUGCUGCUCCUGGCUUCCGACCUCAACGACCGCCAAGGGGGCCCCGCGGAGCGGCCCGUCCGGGCGGCCGCCUGCGAGUGCCUGCGGGAGCUGGAGAGCUGCUACCCCGGCCUGCUCUCUCAGCGCCUGGAGGUGCUGCGCUCGCUGCAGCGGCAGGAGCUCUCGCCCGCCCACCAGGGCUACACGCUGCUGUACAGCCUGGCCCUCCGCCACGCCGUCCUGCUGCUGGCCCGGGGCGGCCAGGGCAGCCUCGGGCAGGUCCUGGCGGGCAGCGGCGGGCUGAAGUGGGAGGCCACCCGGGAGUGGGCCGGCGUCUCGGCCGCAGCCGUCGACCAGCUGGCCCUGCUGCCCUCGCCCGGCGACCUCAAGGAGCUGAAGGCGGUGGUUUCGGCCCUGCUGGAGAGCUCCUACCUGCUCUCGCCGGCCGCCCAGAGCCACGUGCUGGGGCAGCUGGCCCAGGUGGUCGGCGUGGUGCGCACCCAGUCGCCCGCCAUCUUCAAGGCCCAGCUGGUGCGCCUCUUCGGCGCGGCCGACGCCUGCCUGCAGCACAGCAUCCUGCAGCUCAAGGCCCUCUUCACCGACAGCCUGUUCACCGCCGAGGACGAGGCGUUCCUGCUGCGCCGCCUGGUGGGGCUGGCCCAGCACCCAGCGCUGCCCGCCCCAGUCAGCCUCUUCCACCUGGACUGCCUCCUGCACUUCCCCGAGAACCGGCCGCUGGGCUCGGGGGCCGACGAGGGGCUGCCGGUCCUGCUCACGCCACGCACCGCGUCGGGGCUGUUCCCGGGCCUCUUCCAGGACCAGGGCACCGUCUUGGCCCGGCUGAACCUGAUGUGCCUGGUGUGUGUGGAGAGCGAGGGCCCUGCGGCCGAGCAGGGGGCGAGCUACCUCCUGGAGCACGUGCUGGCCCUCGGGGGGCUCGUGGCCAGGGGAGGGGGGCCGGAGGCCACCCGGCUUUUCUUCCAGGCGCUCUACCUUUUCGCCCGGUACUUCGGCUCCCGGGCGCAGCCCAUGGAGGAACUGAGCCAGUGCUUGCUGGACCUCUAUCGCCGGAACUGUGUCCUGGCCCCGUACGUGAUCAACCUGCUGGACGAGGUGCGGGGCACCCUGGAAGAGGCUGGCUGGGCCUGCUCGCUCGCCCGCUCCUUGCAGAAGCUCGUGGCGAGCGUCCCCUUGCGCGAGGAGCACCUCCCUUGGCACCUGAAGCUCCUGGCCCGGCUGGCGAAGGAGAAGGACCUCCCGCAAGGAGGCACCCUGGGCUUCCUGAGCCACCUGGUCGCCUCCGGUCGGCUUGGGGACUGGCGCUCGGGGCAGCUCCUGCUCAGUGUGUGCCGCAACCUCAUGCAGCUGCGCCCGCUGCCUGCCCCGGCCCGGCUGGCCGACCUCCUGCAGGCAGUCUCCCUCAGCCACGCGGACGUGGACGUCCAGGACCGGGCUCGCUUCUACUACACCCUGCUGGCCAGCCUGUCCGACGAGAAGCUGAGCGCCAUCCUGGCUGCGGAGGGCCCCGUUAAGGCUCGGACGCUCUCCGCGUCGAUCGUGGCCGACAGCGAGAGCUUCGUCGCCGCGCUGACGGUGCACCCGGCCGAGCGCGCGCCCCUGAGGCUGCAGCGGGUGGAGGCCGGUGGCAGCGAGCCGGCCGCCUGCCCCCCCUCCCAGGAGGUCGAGGACCACUGCCACUGGCUCUUGGAGACCCGCUCCCCCUCGCGGCUCAGCCUGAGGUACCAGCUGGUCCACACCGGCCCCCCCACGCACCCCCACGCCCUCCUGCUGUGCGUGGUGCUCCGCUUCACGUGCUCCGACCGGCACUACGAGCCCGUGCCGGAGGUGUGCGUGCCCUGCCUCUCGGCACACCACCCCCCACAGGCGCUGACGCUGACGCUGGAGCCCUGCUGCCCGUACCCGACACGGGUGGACGUUUCCGCCCUGUACACCACCCAGGAGGGACUCACCCACUACAGCCAGCUGGAGCCCGUGGAGGUUGCCUUCCCUGACCUCUUCAUGCCCCUCGCAGUGCCUGCCUGGCCCCCGGAGAAGCACUGCUGCCUGUUCGAGGCACUCUGGGACCGCCUCUGCCCAGACAGCCGUGAAACGUGUGCCGAGAGCUUGGCCAUCUGGCCGGUGCCGCUGCCGGCACUGGGGGCCCUGGUGCGCGAUCACUUCGCCAGGUACAUUGUGGCCGAGCAGGCCAACUCCUACAAGAUCGGGGUGGCCCUGCCUCCCCGGUACCACAUUCUGCUCAGGGUGCAGAGCGUGGAGGACGCGGCCCGGGUGUCCAUCCGUACGGACAACUGGAAGCUGUUGCCUUCCCUCAACUGCUACUUGCAGAGCCUGGUGAAGCCGAGGUGAAGGUGGAAAGAGGAAGCGAGGAGGCCGCUGGGCCCGCCGUGGCUCACGCUUUACUCUCUGUCAGUUCCUUCAUCACAGUGAAAUAAACCCUAAUGAUGCAGA
This is a messenger RNA of Varanus komodoensis (Komodo dragon), 2854 nucleotides long. RefSeq names its product adaptor related protein complex 5 subunit beta 1 (gene AP5B1). Bases 29 to 2752 code for a protein of 907 amino acids. Lineage: Eukaryota; Metazoa; Chordata; Lepidosauria; Squamata; Varanidae. Gene Ontology annotation, biological process: endosomal transport. Gene Ontology annotation, cellular component: AP-type membrane coat adaptor complex; lysosomal membrane. The transcript has 2 exons. The record is from RefSeq and is a predicted model, not a curated record.